AUGCGCAACAGCUCCAACGACGCCAAUACGCAUUUCAGCAACCGGCGCCGUGACGAGAUCGGUGUCACGGUCGAGACGGCGCCGGACGAGAGAGACCGGACAUCGCUCCAACAAGAAGCCGCCAAGGCACAACAGCCAAGGCACAACAGCUCCGCCAGCUCGAAAAGCUUACCGCCCAACUCGAUGCGUGGCGAGAAGAAGACGACUGGGUAUCGAUCGAGCCAACUUGCACUGACGUCCUUGCGCACCAAGGUGCGGGACUCGAUGCUGUUUUCGCUGCUGCACAACGACGACACGUUCGCCGGCAUGGCCGAGUGGGACCGCGAUGCGAUCGAAUACGAGAAGAAGAAGCUGGUGCAGCGCCCCGUCAUGCGCCUUCUCGUGCUUCUCAAGUGGCGGGCGUUUGGGCUUCGCAAGUAUACCGAGCAGAUUCUCGUGCACUUGCUUCUCCUCUUGGCGCUCACGGUGUCGCUCACGUGCUCCCUCCUGACCUUCCAGAAGAUCGAAUCCCAAAAGGACGCCGAAGCGGCCUUCAUUCAAGUCGUGUCCUUCUGGCUUGUUGGCAUCACGGUGCUGCCUUUGUCGCUGCUCGUCACGCGCUUCAUGACGUGGCACAACAAAAAGGUGUGCGGCUACGUGAUUCUUGUGCUUGCCUUGUGCGGCGCGUUCUUCAGCCUGGAUGCCGAAAGAGUCGUCCUGAGCUUCAACACCCUCGUCCCAUUGGACACGUUUCUCAUCAAGUCGAGCAACAUCGUCCUCAGUCUCUGCGCCGUCUACUUUUGCAUCUUCGAGCUCCGCGAGCUCGCGGCCGACUGCCCCGUCGGCGACUCGCUCCUGUGCCGGUGCUUUUUCCAUCUCCCGAGCCACGUUGUCACGUCGAUCUUCAAGCUCGUCUUCGCCAAGACGUCGUCGCCGUACCUCGAGUCGUACUGGAACCGCAUCCAGCUGCCGCUCUUCGUGCUCGUCCUCGUCUACGCCGUCUGCGAGCUGACGUCCCCGUUCCCAGAAGACACGCUUGUUUACGCUGGCAUCCCCACGAUCUUUUUGCUCUGCCUCAUGUGCGUCCAGUACCUCGAAGCCUUUCGCGAUGUCGGGUACCUCCUUCCGAUGAUGCGCCGCAUGCUUACCGACGUCUUCCGCUACUUGGCGUUCUAUCUCCCGAUCCAGUGCGGCUACGCUUGCGCGUACUACCUCCUCUUCAAGAGCCAAGGCGAGAACCUCAAGCCGUACAAGGCUCAUUUCUUGUAUACGGGAGGCUUCAUCAGCUCGCUCAGUGUGAUCUUUCCGAGCGCCAAUGUCACGUCCGAGGCUACAUUGGCUCUCCUCGAGGUCCUCAAGACCAAGGACAAGAACGACAUCUUCCAAGGCUACGAAACCGUGCCCAAGAGUUUUGUCACCACGUACCUUGUGACGUUUGCGCAGAUCAACAUGGAGCCGUUCGACCAGCUCGCGUCGCCAGCCGCGUACGUGCUCGGGUACCUUCUCUUGGUCACGCACGCGACGAUCGUGAUUGUGAUGCUCCUCAACGUGCUCAUUGCGAUGAUGGACAAGACGAUGGGUGCGCACAUGGACGAAGCCAAGCUCGAGGCGUGCGUGACCUUUGCCGAGUGCGUUCUGCGUAUGGAGAAGACGACGACGUCGACAUCCGAGGCGUACUGGGGCAGCCUCGACAUGGACAUGGUCGACAUCCUCUACGAAGAGCUCAUGCACGCCGACGACAACGAAAAACGGGAGAGUGGCGCGGUGCUUGACGCGCUCGCGUCACUUGGCACCAACGUCGACGACCUCCAGAAGCGUGUCUAACUGUACCGUCAUAAAAAGCAUGAC
This is a messenger RNA of Saprolegnia parasitica CBS 223.65, 1827 nucleotides long. RefSeq lists its product as hypothetical. Bases 1 to 1803 code for a protein of 600 amino acids. The record is from RefSeq and is a predicted model, not a curated record. Gene Ontology annotation, molecular function: monoatomic ion channel activity. Gene Ontology annotation, biological process: calcium ion import across plasma membrane. The transcript is spliced from 3 exons. Gene Ontology annotation, cellular component: membrane. NCBI's taxonomy places the organism in Eukaryota, Oomycota, Saprolegniomycetes, Saprolegniales, Saprolegniaceae.